Punica granatum (pomegranate) is the source of this 762-nucleotide messenger RNA. The record is from RefSeq and is a predicted model, not a curated record. Lineage: Eukaryota; Viridiplantae; Streptophyta; Magnoliopsida; Myrtales; Lythraceae.
AUCUGAUCUGGACUGAAACCCUAGAGAGCUGAGGUAUAUAUGCGGCAUAAACCCUAAGUAGUCUUGUUUCUCCGGAUCUUCACUUAGUCGGCGAUUUCUUCCCGGCAGUCAGUCAGCUCAGAUCUGCAGUGCUUGUUCAUUGUCGAGCUCGUGGUUAUAGACAGAGAUGAAGGUGGUAGCUGCUUAUCUGUUGGCCGUUUUGGGAGGGAACACCACUCCUUCGGCUGAUGAUCUGAAGGGCAUCCUCGGCUCUGUUGGGGCUGAGGCUGAUGAUGACAGGAUCGAACUACUUCUAUCUGAAGUGAAGGGUAAAGAUAUCACGGAACUCAUUGCUGCUGGGAGGGAGAAACUCGCCUCAGUGCCUUGUGGUGGCGGUGGUGGUGCAGUUGCUGUUGCAGCAGCUGCAGGUGGGUCCCCAGCUGCUGCAUCUGGUGCAGCUGAACCGAAGAAGGAAGAGAAAGUUGAGGAGAAAGAAGAAUCAGACGAUGAUAUGGGUUUCAGCUUGUUCGAUUAAGCGGGCGGUCUGCUUCAUGUCAUGUUUGAAUCAAUGGGUUGCUUAACAUAUUUUUGUUCCCUAGAAGUAUGCAGAUUUUGGCAAUUUGGUGAGAACUUCCUUUGAGUAGCAAUGGAAAUGACUCUGAUUGAAAAUGCUCCCACAUAGAAUGUUCUAUUUGGAAUACAAAGCUUCCUUUCUAUCCGGAGCGUCAUUGAUUUGAUUUGGGUUGGAAGUUUGUUAGUUACACUGCACAUUCAUUGAUUUAA